Molecule: messenger RNA, 1431 nt
Organism: Morus notabilis
Lineage: Eukaryota; Viridiplantae; Streptophyta; Magnoliopsida; Rosales; Moraceae
Exons: 6
Coding region: 150-1121 (323 amino acids)
Biological process (GO): microtubule cytoskeleton organization
Cellular component (GO): cytoplasmic microtubule
Molecular function (GO): microtubule binding
Source: RefSeq, a predicted model, not a curated record
UUAUUUAAAAAAAAAAAAAUUAAUUUUUAUUCUUGUUUUAUAUAUAAAUCAGAAUCAGAGCAAAGCUUCGCUGUUGAUCGUGAUUUUCCCUCGCUCUUUUUGCCGACACUACUUCUCUUCGCUUCUCUCUGACUUUGAGGCUGGUAGUGAUGUCAGAGAAAGCUCUGAAAGAUCUUAAUGCCAUACCUGGAUCUGAGAGGAGGAAUGAAAACUCCAGUAAAGGAAAUAUUGCUAAGUCUGUAGUUAGCAAUACUAAUGGAAAUAUUGAAGAAGGGCAGAAGAAAAACUCAGUUAAUGGCGGUGAAACUGUUAAUUCUGGAGCAGAGAUUGCAAAUUUAGAAGUAGAGUACAUCGAGUCAGAGAACUUGAAUGAUGUAGAAGAUGUUGACACAAGUCUUAAGACACUCUUAGCUGGACUAGACUCAAAAGAUUGGGUCCUCGUGUGUGAAGCACUUAACAAUGUACGUCGAUUAUGUCUGUUUCACAAGGAAGCCAUGCUUGAACUGCUGGGAGAUGUUAUCUCACUUGUGGUGAAGUCCCUGAAGAAUCCAAGAAGUGCAGUUUGUAAAACCGCAAUCAUGACAUCUGCAGACAUUUUCAAUGCUUAUAAUGAUCUUAUGAUUGAAUCAUUAGACCCUCUGCUAGUUCAACUACUUCUCAAGUCUUCACAAGACAAGAGAUUUGUUUGUGAAGCAGCCGAGAAAGCUUUGGUCUCAAUGACAACUUGGCUUUCCCCCAUCCUGUUGUUACCAAAGUUGCAACCAUAUCUUAAGAACAGGAAUCCUAGAAUUCGGGCAAAGGCAUCGAUGUGCUUCUGUCGAAGUGUUCCACGACUGGGUGUAGAAGGGAUUAAAGCAUAUGGAAUUGACAAAUUAAUUCAGACAGCUGCAUCCCAGCUCAGUGACCAGCUUCCUGAAUCCAGGGAGGCUGCUCGAAGCCUCCUGCUUGAGCUGCAAACUGUUUAUCAGAAAUUUUACGAUCUCUCGUCAGUGGCGGUAUCUGAGCAUCCAGAGAUGGGGUCUUGGGAGAACUUCUGUCUGUCAAAACUCUCUCCCCUCAGUGCGCAAGCCGUCUUACGCGUGACCAAUAUUUCGAGGGAGGGACUUGUGAUUGGUUCUUGACACGGGAUUAUAUAGAACACGGACAAGCCUUUUGUAUGUUUCUCCCCCGUUUACAACAUAUAUGAGCAUAGUCUCUACCUUCUUUGCUUUGGUUUGUUCAAUCAAUUUCUCUUUUCUUCGUUUCAUUUUGUAAAUACCGUGGAGCAUUGAGAUGUUUGGAACGUUGCAACUGCAGUUGAAGCACGUAGUUGAGCCGGAGAUUUAUGAUAUAUUUUUUCAUCUAUAUUCUUUUACUCAACAUUCUCUCCAAAUUAUGGAUGUAAAAUGUACUGAUAAGCAUUGUAGAAUUUAUGGCAUUUAUCUUUUUUGA